CCUCGAAUAGCAACCUUGGAUGCUACACAUGGACACGUGCGAUCAGCAUCAUGCAUCACUCAAUUUCAUGCAACCAAGCUACCUGCCUUGGAAGUACAGGGCUACCUAAGGAGGUACCAUGGCAAGGGCGCCUUAUGCGAGGCCACCAUCCCACGUUGCUUCUUGCCUCAAACUUUGGGCAGGUGUCAUACGCCAUCGCCCAACGUCGCGGGGAUCAAAAGCAGCCUGCCUCCCGUCUCUCCAACUCCUUCAUUCUACAUCCUCAUCCUUCAAGUCCACACCAAAUCAUAGCUACAUACCAUCACAUUGAACCCUCAAUACCAGACUCUCACGCAACACCUACGAAUUCUCAUCAUGGCCUGUCGUCAUUUUAUCGUCCCCCCGCAUCUCCUCCGCGGCAUUGCCGAGAGCAAGGUCAACCCUGAUCACAUUCGCAAGGCCGCUUUGGAGUCUCUCGGUGCCCGUGAGAAACUCACCAAGGUCCGAUGCGAUCGCUUCGCCGCCCUGGCCACUCCCCGUGGCUAUCAGCGCUCUGGCGAAGGGCCUUCCGGCGUCCAGCGACAGCAAAUCGUCCCUCCGGAUAUGCUCCGAAACAUCUCCGAAUCCGAGCAAGUCGAUGAACCCGCGCGCGUCCGCGCCAAGCGAGAUCUCGAGCACCUCGAAGGUCUCAUGAGUCAGAAGCAGGCCCAAUCGUCCACCCAGCAAACCCUAAGUGCGAGCAAGGACUCGAAGAAAGAAUCACCUCAUCGGGCCAUUUAUGACGCCAAGAACACAUCGGACGAGACAGAGCUUCCUGGAAAGUUGAUCCGCAGUGAAGGCGAAGACAAGGUCAAGGACAAAGCCGUCAACGAUGCCUACGAAAACGUCGGCACCGUCUUGGAGUUCUACAAGAAGCACUUCAAGUGGAAUUCCAUUGACAACAAGAACAUGGACGUCAUAAGCAGCGUUCAUUUCGGUGAAGCCUACGAAAACGCUUUCUGGGAUCCUGAGAGACUUCAAAUGGUCUUCGGUGACGGUGGCGACUUUCUCAACAACUUCACUGGUUGCAUUGACGUCAUCGGACACGAGCUCACACAUGCCGUCACUGAGCACACUAGCCCUCUCGACUAUUCGGGUCAGCCCGGUGCCUUAAAUGAGCACGUCUCUGAUGUCUUUGGCAUCAUGGUCAAGCAGCAAGUUCAGGACGAAAAGUCCGAUGUGGCUGACUGGCUCAUUGGCGAAGACUGUAUCUUGCCUGGAGUCAAAGGAGUUGCGCUGCGAAGCAUGAAGGCCCCCGGAACCGCCUACGACGACCCUCGAUUUGGCAAAGAUCCACAGCCAGCUCACAUGAAGGACUACAAGGCCAUGGUCGAUGACAACGGAGGUGUGCACAUUUAUUCUGGAAUCCCGAACAGAGCCUUCUAUCUUGCAUCGGUGGCUUUUGGUGGUUACUCGUGGGAGAAGGCUGGCCAGAUCUGGUGGAAGUCUAUGAAUUCGGGGAAGAUUGCGGCUAGGAGCCAAUUCAGGCAGUUUGCGGACGUCACUGUCGAGACUGCCGAGGAGGAGUUUGGCGAAGACGCCGCCAAGAUCGUCCGAAAGGCCUGGACCGACGUCGGAGUUACUCGCAGCAUUUAGGAUUCAAGCGCAGACUCCUGGUGCAAUGUCCUUUGAUUGGUCUUCAGUCCUGGGCACAUUCACGAUCCCUUGGAAGUGUUAGUACGAAUACAAAACCUAAGUCAUCAGUUUACAAUAGAGCUUGAUGAUUGCUCUUCUUCUCUCUC
Messenger RNA from Ilyonectria robusta, 1760 nucleotides. RefSeq lists its product as uncharacterized. Gene Ontology annotation, molecular function: metalloendopeptidase activity. The transcript is spliced from 4 exons. The record is from RefSeq and is a predicted model, not a curated record. Gene Ontology annotation, biological process: proteolysis. The coding region runs from base 355 to 1614 and encodes 419 amino acids. Lineage: Eukaryota; Fungi; Ascomycota; Sordariomycetes; Hypocreales; Nectriaceae.